CUUAGUCCCAGAAUUCAACGUUCCAGACGCUUCUCUGUUGCUAGAAGAAGGUGUUACUAUUUCCGAUGUCCAGCCGAAUGGCUUAUCUGCAAACUUGUGGACCUCCUUUCCGGCGGAUGUAUCGAAGCUUGACACGCCUGCUGUGGACUCGCUGGCCUCAGAUUCCGUUCCCAGACCUCUGCCUAGCUCACAAGCUUUGGCUGUUAACGACAAAGUGGUACACAGAAAGAGCUUGUAUACAAUUGAUGAACACGACGUCUCCGGCACAUAUGAUCCUGUUCGAUACAAAGAGGUGUCUGAGAGCUCAUCCAUUGCUGCCUCUCAUCCAUCCUGUUCCUCAGCGAAAUCCCCAGCUCCAAACCAGCCUGCCUCAGGCUCAACUAAUUCCAAAUCUCCGGAACACAAUCGCUCCGCGAUCCAUACCAUUUUGGCCUCUCUUCCUGCUUCCCAAUUGAAACGCUUGGAAACGAUGAUUAGUUGCUUGUUGGAUAAAAAGGGCCAGAACAAGUCGGUACCACUUUCGUCAGCUAAGUCCAACGGGAUAGUCUGUGGAGAAUCCUCUAGCAUUCAUCCAAGCCAUUUAGUAGAUGCGGCAGUGAACACAAGUAAAGUAUUUGCAGGUGAUCCAGCUCUCUCUUUGCACGGUCGACAGCAGCGAUUCACUGAUGACCGAACUUGUAUUCACUCAAAUUCCAAGCGUUCUGACGACCAAUCACACAUUCGUCCAUUACCAACGGCUCCUUCAGCUGGAAGCAACUGCAGCCACGCUUCGGUUUCCACUCGUUGCCUGCGCGUAGUUUCAAGCUCCAUUGAGGAGAAUAAACAACCUUCUCGGCCUAUUCGCACUCUCGCCGAACUUCGACCUAUGUUGCGGUUGCAGUCGAACACAAAUGCACACUCGGUAACGGUUCUUUGUCUCACGACUGUGUGUAUGCGCGCUCGUACGUAUUUUUCCUUUUGGGACGGAAUCUGUUGA
Messenger RNA from Dicrocoelium dendriticum, 976 nucleotides. Lineage: Eukaryota; Metazoa; Platyhelminthes; Trematoda; Plagiorchiida; Dicrocoeliidae. The record is from the annotation of a GenBank genome assembly.